Messenger RNA from Dermatophagoides farinae (American house dust mite), 1448 nucleotides. RefSeq lists its product as uncharacterized. Lineage: Eukaryota; Metazoa; Arthropoda; Arachnida; Sarcoptiformes; Pyroglyphidae. The record is from RefSeq and is a predicted model, not a curated record.
UAAAUUUAAAUUUAUUGCCACAAUUUUUAAUGAUCUCAUUUGACACUUUUUUCCAUUCAGCUGAUAAAAUAAUAAAAUUUUGACAAUCAUCUGUCACUUUGUGUCAUUUUUAGUAUUUCUUCAAUCGAUAAUGACGAUGAUGAUAAAGUUUUAUAAUUUUAUUAUGUCAUCAAAGAUUUUUUUUAUUAUCAACAGGUUUGCAAACCAUAUACAUAGGUCCAAUAACCUUAAUUUAUUUUUAAAGAGAAUCAUUGCGCCAUCUAUUGUCGGCCGAAACAUCCGAGGCCUAUCAUGUGACAUCGGUUGGAUAUUUUUGACAAGCAAUCAAUUAAAAAAAUCAUAUCAAAAUUGAUUACUUUUUUUACAUGGAUUUCAACAAGAAAACAACAAACAAGAAAAAAUCUUUGAUUGAUGGAUAAAUUCGGGUACAGCUGGCAGUUGGCCAAAGUAUAAAUUUGUUUCCCUUCAAUAGAAUAAAGAACGUCGAACUAACUGUCGGUGGGAAAUGGAAAGAAAAAUGAAUGAAAAUUCGUGUAAAUUUUUCGAUUUUGAACGUUUAAUUCGACGAUUUGAACCGAAUUUAUGGUUAUUUCCAUUUACAGGCGGCUUACUGCUGUUUAUCACAUUGAUUUCAUGUUAUUUAAUAACAUCAUAUACGCGAGGAUAUCCAUUAGUUUGGUUGGUCAGUGAUGUUGGUGCCGCAUCACCAGUGGCCGGUUAUUUCUCUCAAUCAUUGGACAUGAUUUCCUUUUUCUUCGCUAUCAGCGGUUAUUUGCGUAGCAAACAAGUGGAAUAUUAUCUGACCAGAAUCAUUCCACGAUCCGAAAAUCGCCAAAUAAACAAUUUGGACAUGAUACGUAUUUUACAUGAGAAAAAUUAUCAGUCAUUCUGUUGUUGUAUUCUGAGUUCGAUUGGUUUUAUAAUAUUAGGAAAUUUCAAUAGUGUCGAUCAUUUGUAUGAACAUGGUGUCGGUUGUUUUUUCAUGUUCACCACUAUACCAUUCCUAAUAUCACAGACAUUUAUUGCCAAUAAACUUUAUGAAUGUGAUCAAAUCGAAAGUCGACCAAUCACAUUGACUAUUGUAACGUAUACGGUAACGAUUGGUUGGCCAUUAACGACGGCGAUAUUUUUUCUUUCAUUAUGGGUUCAUGGUUCAUUGUUUGUUUGGUUAGAUGCGAAUCUACGUUUAGAUUGGCCGAGUGAUGCACCAAGUUUUCUUUGGUUUCGUACCGGUAUCAUAAUGGAAUGGGUGGUCAUUAUGAAUUAUUCACCGACAUUAUUAGUUCUUGCAAAUAGAAUGCGAUUGUUCAAACACUGGAAUCGUAUUGUUUACUGAAACAUUGUGUGUAUCAUCAUUCAUGUAGUUAUCAAUCGAUGAGUCAUUUGUAUUAGAAUUUAUUUUUGGUUGAUUUUUGUUGCACAAAUUAAAUUUCUUGUGAUCAAUAAAA